ACUUAUGCCCAUCACGCGUUGGUCAAUAUGGAAGUUACGUUGAGGUUGGAUUGAUUAAGAAGCAAAAUGAUGGGCUGUAGCAAUGGAGAAUGGAAUCUUAAUAAAAUUUGCCGCCUUUGUUUGAGGCAUGAAGGUGCCUUGUCGCCUAUAUUCACGGAAUUAUUCCUUAUAGAAUACUGUACUGCCUGUCACUUAAGUGACCUAUUGUCAUGCACAAGUUCAUGACUACUGCUGAUGUCGCUCCCACCCAACAAUUCAACAUGUCCACAACCCAGGAAGGGACCCUCUGUAACGAAUGGAUAAGAAGCAGUGUGUCCAGAGCCUGCCUGGACACAGAGACUAGAAGAAAAAUCCUCUGCCUCUGCCAGGGAUCAAACUGUGGUCAUCCAGUCCAUAAUCAAGACACUAUACUGACUGAACUACAGUGGCUCCAUAAAUUAUAUUACACAUAGCAUAAAUUAAUAAAAAUAUGGAAUGUAAGAUACUGUGUGACCAUUGUAUUUGUUUCAGGUGUUUAUGAAUGAUGGUUUACCAAUGAAUAUCUGUGCCCAAUGCAUAUAUCAACUAAACUGCUCAUUCAAAUUUAAAACACAAUGUGAAAAUUCUGAUGCAACACUCCGAAAGUAUAAUGCGCAGUUAAAAAAUGAGCAAAAAGAAGAAUUUCAAGAUGAGACUUCAGAGUAUGACAACAUGGUCAACUGUAGUGACUGGAACGAAAAGGCGGAAGACCAUUUUGCUUCGCGCAGUUCAGCUGUUCCUAAACAACUGAGUGACACAGGCGACCUGAACCAACAACAAGCAAACAUAAAGUUGGAGAAUGAUGAUGAACUGCGUUAUACUAGUAAUUCUGCUUGGAACUGUAAUGAAUCAAAUGCUAAAGUUUCAUCUAGUAUGAAUCGGUGUGGGACAAAUGAAGGAAAUAUGAUUCAUGACAGCAAACAAGUUACUAGUACAAAACAUACGUCUUGGAAUGAAUCAGAAGGGAGAAGCAGGGGUGACAUGAGCAUGAAAUUCCGUCGCAGCAGAACAACAUCUGUUUUUAAAAGUAUAGGAAUGUCCUACAGGGAACCACAACAAAAGAUGAAGGAAAAAAACAAAACACUGAAAAGUAAUUUUAGUAGUAGGAACGCUUACGUUAACAGAGUGCAGAACGAGUCAGUAACUUCUGAAAUGAAUGAAAACCCCCAAAAACAACACACUUGUCAUCUGUGCUUCCAGUCGUACGCUGGCCGUUCUGGUUUGUGGCAGCACCUCCAGAAGCACAGCGGGCGGCUGUACAUAUGCAAAGUAUGCAAUAAACAAUUCACAAGAGGAAAUGCCCUAAAACAGCAUGAGAGAAGUCAUUCGAAAGAUUCGUCUAAUAUCACGUGUCAGAUAUGCAAGAAGAUAUUACUGAAUGUAGUGCAGCAAAGGAGGCACGUGAUAAGUCAUUUCAUCGACUGGAGUAACGCGCAGAUACGCACAUAGUACUUAUUAUAGAAUGGUAUUCAGUGGUGAAAAUUGGCUCUACAAGCAAAAUGAGCUGCAGGCACAUUCCAUUAUAAUUACUUUACAGCACAUACUUUAUGUAGAGACAAAUGAACGAUGACUUCAGGUAGACGUGGAAGGAAAUGGUAAGACAGAAAUAGUUCAGUAGCUGAAUAAAAUUUACACAUCUCUAUUAUUAACAACUUCCCUCAUUGUCCAGAAUUGGAAUGGGUUGAAAAAUGUCAUUGUAAAUAUAUCAUCGCAUGCAGGGUAGCAGUUUGAAAGUAGAAAGUUAGAAAGCAAGAAUAGGAGAUGGACGGAAGUGGCCCAGAUUUAUACGCAUCCCUGGAAACAUGGGAUAUGUCUCAUACGUCUUUUGGAACGUCGUAUUCGUGCUGUUAAUGCAGAAUAUCGUAUGGACCGAAUAAUAAAUGCCACGUGUAAUGCGAACUGUGACGUUACUACAAUGACAGGUACUGAAAUGUUUCCAAAAUUUCACCUGUCAUAGAAAGCACUGCAAGAAAUAUUUGGUACUGCUCAGAAUUAUCAGUCUUUACGUCGCUACAGAAUUCAAUAUUAAUGCAAGUGCUUGCUGCAUUUGAUUUUAAAUUAUUUGUUAGGUAUAGGACCAUUCUUUGGUCUAGUCGUUAGUGUCCUAGCCUAGUAUUCAAACAGAAUGUCCCAGGAUUGAUCCAAAUUGUAGACUUUAAUAUCAGAGCCAAAUAGAAAUAACGCAUCUGUCAGUAUAAUGACAAUCACGUGAAUACGACAGUACAGGCACCUCUGUAUACAUUGAAUUAACUGUUGUAACAACAUUUUAAAAGAUUAAUAAAAUGUUGUAAAUAAUUACCCAAA
Messenger RNA from Zootermopsis nevadensis, 2322 nucleotides. NCBI's taxonomy places the organism in Eukaryota, Metazoa, Arthropoda, Insecta, Blattodea, Termopsidae. The record is from RefSeq and is a predicted model, not a curated record.